Messenger RNA from Caenorhabditis auriculariae, 1159 nucleotides. Lineage: Eukaryota; Metazoa; Nematoda; Chromadorea; Rhabditida; Rhabditidae. The record is from the annotation of a GenBank genome assembly.
AUGGAUUGGACCGAAGGAUUCAACCCUUACCAGAUCUACAUGCCCACGGGCUCUCACUCUUUUCCUUGCUCGGAGAGCUCUCUCAGCCUCUCCGCAAUGUCGACUCCAAUGCAAAGUCCGAACUUUCCACCCGGGUUCAGGUAUGAUUUUUUGAAGUGUGAUAUUAUGAAAAGUCGAAAUUUUUUCUUUUUUUUCCUUCAGAAUGGAGUUUAUUUUUAUCUCAUAUUUCUUGAAUUUUAGAAAAAGAAAAAAAGUCUUCAAACUUAUAGUCUUGAGAAAAAUAACUUUUAUCAGCAAAAUUUUUCGAAAAAAACAUGAGAUUUUUGAUUUCAAACCAGAAAAAACUUUCUGAUUGAAAUGAGGAUUUUCAAGAUUUAAUUUGAACCUAAAAAAACAAAAAAAGCUUCUUCUCAUUUUCAAUCUUUUUUCACUCAAGUCAAAAAGUGGAAUAAAAAGAUAAAGCUUCAAAAAAAUGGUAACUGCCCUAAAUCAACUCCUGAAUCUUUCAUAACAUCUUUUGUGACCUUCUAGCUCAAAUUCUCAAUAAAAUUCACUCCAACUUAUUCAUUCAUUGGUUCCAGCCUCGGCGACGCCAACCUCGACAAGAAGAAAAACCGUCGCUACAAAACUCCUUCACCUCAACUUUUGCGAAGAAGACGAAGUGCUGCCAAUGAACGGGAGAGGAAAAGAAUGAACACGUUGAACGUCGCUUAUGAUAAGGUAUCUUCAAGAACUCCAGAAAUUCGAUUAGGUUUGAAAAAACUGUUUGAAACGUGGAUACGGUAGCUGGCAUGCCUCCAAGGCCGGAGCGAGUGUCUGCUAACAGAUGUUAUCCCCCGUGAACCUCGUUGCGCUUCACGCGACAAUCUUGUCCUCCGAUAUAUGACGUUUUUGAAUUAUGAGUGCUCUACCUGUCCUUCUCACCGUUUCAAACCUUUUCUUUUUGAAAUAUAUCGCAUAUAACUUUUUCAAUAAGGCUUUUUUUCAGUUACGAACGGUCCUACCAGUGCUCGACACGGGCAAGAAGCUGUCCAAAUUUGAAACCCUACAAUUGGCACAGAAAUACAUCGAAUGUCUAGCUGGAAUCUUGAAAGACCAGCCCACAGAACAGACCAAAAAAUCUUCGAAAUGCGUCUUCAAACCGGAGCCCCAUUGCUGA